Molecule: messenger RNA, 1920 nt
Organism: Penicillium daleae
Lineage: Eukaryota; Fungi; Ascomycota; Eurotiomycetes; Eurotiales; Aspergillaceae
Exons: 6
Coding region: 1-1920 (639 amino acids)
Biological process (GO): potassium ion import across plasma membrane; intracellular potassium ion homeostasis
Cellular component (GO): plasma membrane
Molecular function (GO): high-affinity potassium ion transmembrane transporter activity
Source: RefSeq, a predicted model, not a curated record
AUGGCUCCUCUUUUAGAGUCAAGACUCCUUCAAUUACAUUGUACAUACUUCUUCCUCAUGUCCAUGAUCGGGAGUGUCAUACUCUACACUAGCUCGACGCAGAUCAAUCAUCUACAGUAUGUUGACGCGUUGUUCAUGAGCUUCAGUGCCAUGACGGGAACUGGCCUCAGCGUGCUGGACCUCUCUACGUUGAACGCUCUACAACAGGUCACCCUAUUCAUGCUCUUGAUCAUGGGCCACGCUAUUCCAGUCCACGCAGCCAUCUCGUUCCUACGCGCCCUAACCCUUCGUUUUGCUCUGAAAGACAAAAAUAAAAUAGGAUGGCAGACUAUAAUCCGGAAACCAGUCCUACACACACAAGAAAAUGUGGCCGAUGAGAGCUAUGAUAUUUUUAUUUCUGCGAAGCUGUCGAGUCCGUUGAAAUCACACAUCACAGAGAGGAGAAUAUAUGCAGAUAUUCCAUCCCCGGACGAGUCCAAUGUCUCUCGAGACGCUCGUCACUUCAUCAUUAUCACCAACCCGUCAUAUGCUGAUACAAGUCAAGAAUAUCAGUGCAUAGAGGGCUUUAGUCACCCAGGGAGCGCCAGGGAUUUGAAAACAUGUUUAUUUUGGAUUUCCAUGAAGCUGAAGAGCAUAUGGCCCCGAAUCAAAAAUCAUCAGAGCCUGAGCAGAUCAAUCGACCCUAGUGAACCGGGUUGGAUAGAGUACAACGCAAUGAUCUUAGUAUCUUUGCUUGCAAUACUCUACACUGUUUCGUUCCUCUUUAUCGGCAUUCUGAGUGUUGGACUUUGGUUGAAGUUAGCUCGCCCAGACAUUCCUCUAACAGAUGGAGUCUCUCCUCUAUGGGCAGGUGCUUUUCUUGCCACAUCUGCGUUUGUCAACAACGGGAUUAUACUUUCCAUUUCAUAUUGGACGUACUCAAUGUUGCAAUCUACUAAUGUCGACCUCUCUAGACCAACUCCACUCCUCAUCUGCGGCUUUCUAAUUCUUGCUGGUAACACGCUAUUCCCUUGCUUGUUACGACUUGUGAUCUGGGCUAUGAGAAAAGCCCUACCAGAAAGGCGGAAGUGGCGGUUGUGGCAACAAACUCUAGAUCUGAUUCUUACCCAACCUCAAAGUGUGUGCACUUUUCUAUACCCGGCCUGGCACACCUGGUUUUUAUUUGGCACUGUUUUGAUGCUAAAUGGCAUCAUGUUGGGGGCCUUUGAGCUUGCAUCCCUUCGCAACAGCGAAAUAGCGAGCCUCCCUUUCAAGUUUCGUGUCUUGGACGGGCUUUUCCAAUCUUCUGCUGUUCGGGGUGGUGGGUUCUCUGUCGUGACAUUCGAGACUCUGCCGCAAGGACUGCUUAUUGUUUAUGGUAUGACUUAUUUCUGGCCACGAGAUAGAUUAUUUCCUCUAACAUCUACCAAAAGCACAUAUCCACAACGAAAGACGCCAAAAAGCAUCCCAUGCCUCGAAGCUGGCGAAUUGGCCUGCUCAAUUCCUGUAAGCGGCUCAGAAAGCUCAAUACUUAGCCGUCGUCAUGUCUACUACGAGCACUUUCGUGUCCAGCUUAGUUAUGAUCUAUGGUGGCUUAGCCUUGCCAUCAUUGUCAUCUGUGUUGUUGAGUCGAAUCAUUACACCUCACAGCCUCUGGCUUUCUCCACCUUCAACAUAAUCUUUGAAGUCGUAUCCGCAUAUAGCUAUGUGGGUGUGAGUGUUGGAUAUCCCGGCAAAAAUUAUUCGUUCUGUGGAGAAUGGAGCUCGUUCAGCAAAGUGUUGCUGAUAUUAAUUUCUUUUAUUGGUCGACAUCGUGACCUACCUAUUUCAAACUGGAAGUCUACAUGGUCGAGUGGGUCCAAGGAAGCUUCGGAGAAGGACAUAAAGCUUCAAGAUACCAAGGUUGAAAAUCUCUCAUUUGCGACCGACCGGCUCUAUUGA